Morone saxatilis (striped sea-bass) is the source of this 1052-nucleotide messenger RNA. It is a transcript of the gene chmp7, whose product is annotated as charged multivesicular body protein 7. Lineage: Eukaryota; Metazoa; Chordata; Actinopteri; Moronidae. Gene Ontology annotation, cellular component: ESCRT III complex; multivesicular body; cytoplasmic side of plasma membrane. The record is from RefSeq and is a predicted model, not a curated record. Gene Ontology annotation, biological process: late endosome to vacuole transport via multivesicular body sorting pathway; vesicle budding from membrane.
AUGUGGGAAGAUCCAGAGGGAGUCUGAGUUCGCUGCCAACGUGGACUGUGGCUGGCUGUCCUGGGGUGUCGGCCUGCUGCUGGUGAAGCCUCUGAAGUGGACCUUCUCCACUCUUCUGGGGAGCAGCCGGGUUCCUCUGGAGGAGUCCUUCGUUGUCAUUGAACUCGUGAAGGAGAAAGCAGCAGAACUACUGCAGGUGUACCGGAGCAGCGACUACGCCAGCAGCUCCAUCCUGUCGUUUCAGGAGCUCUGCACUCUCUCGUCUGACGUCUGCGCCGACGAGAGCACCCUGUGCAUGGCUCUACUGCAGCUGCAGAGGGACAAACAAGUGACGGUUUCACUGCUCGAAGGCGAGAAGAUUGUUAAGUUUUGUCCACCCGGGCAGGAUCGCGUGUCCCCCGUCAGCGAGGUGGAUAUAGGAAUCUACCAGCUGCAGCGCAGUGAGAAGCUGCUGGGAGAGCGGGUGGAGAAACUGGGCCUGGAGGCGGACAAAUGCAAAGAGGAAGCAAGGACUCUGCUCCGGGAAGGGAAGAAAUCACAGGCGCUGAGGUGUUUGAAAGGCCGCAAGAGGGUCGAAAAGAGAGCGGACAACUUGUUUGCCAAGCUGGAGUCCAUCAGAGGAAUCCUGGACCGGAUAGCUCAGUCGCAGACCGAUAAGAUGGUGAUUCAGGCGUAUCAGGCCGGAGUGUCGGCCCUGAGGCUGUCGCUGAAGGAUGUGACCGUGGAGCGAGCCGAGAACCUCGUGGAUCAAAUCCAGGAGCUGUGUGACACUCAAGACGAGGUGAACCAGACUAUAUCGGGUGGCGUGACCAGUGCAGAUGAAGACAUGGACGAGUUGGAGAAUGAACUGAAAUCUUUGUUGGACGAGUCGAAGCCGGAUUCUGUCUCAGGUUUACCUGAAGUCCCGACGGGCGGUCUGCGGGCCCCGGGGGAGCCGAGCCUCCCGGGUAACGACCUGCUCGACUCUCUGCCGGCCGUACCGUACAGGCAGCUGGAUAUCAGCGCGGAGCAGCUGGAGGAGGAACUCAAUCAGUUAACUCUUACAGAUUCAG